AUGAAUUCGUUCAUUUAUCAUUUGCUCAUCUUCGUUUCGAUAUCUAUUAAACCUGGACACAGUUAUUCAUCUGGUGCACCAUCGUCUGCAUGCAAAUCAAUGAUGCCUCAGCACGGUGUUUCUUCCCAAUCAUGUUCAUCCAGCUAUAUAAUUGAAUCCGACAAAGUACAAUAUUUGAAAAGUGAUACGGUUCAUAUUACUGUUCGUGGUUCAACAAAUUCUGAUACAUUUAGAGGUAUUCUAUUAAUAGCAAAAACAAAAACCAAUCAAAAUAUUAUUGGAACUUGGUCAGCAUUAGGUUCAGAUAUUCGAACACUUAACUGUGGUGGAAUAGACAAUACUGGUAUAACUCAUAACUCACCCUCUGAUAAAUCAUCAAUAGAAGCACUUUGGUAUCCACCAUCAACUAUAAUCGAAAACUCUACUGUUAUCAAGUAA
Molecule: messenger RNA, 438 nt
Organism: Rotaria sp. Silwood2
Lineage: Eukaryota; Metazoa; Rotifera; Eurotatoria; Philodinida; Philodinidae
Source: the annotation of a GenBank genome assembly